Lobosporangium transversale is the source of this 414-nucleotide messenger RNA. RefSeq lists its product as hypothetical. NCBI's taxonomy places the organism in Eukaryota, Fungi, Mortierellomycota, Mortierellomycetes, Mortierellales, Mortierellaceae. The record is from RefSeq and is a predicted model, not a curated record. The coding region runs from base 99 to 326 and encodes 75 amino acids. Gene Ontology annotation, molecular function: protein dimerization activity; DNA-binding transcription factor activity, RNA polymerase II-specific; RNA polymerase II cis-regulatory region sequence-specific DNA binding. Gene Ontology annotation, biological process: positive regulation of transcription by RNA polymerase II; cell differentiation. The transcript is spliced from 3 exons.
UCUGAACUUUUCUUAAAAAAAAAAGGAUUACUCUUUUUUUUUUUCUUUUCAUCUCGGCUUGAACAUCAUCUCAAUCUAAACAUUCUUGAACUGUCAUCAUGGGACGCAAAAAGAUUCAAAUCAAGACCAUCAUGGACGAGCGAAACCGUCAGGUUACGUUCCAGAAGCGUCGCUUCGGAUUGAUGAAAAAGGCCAUGGAGCUAAGUGUGCUCUGCGACUGUCAGAUUGGUCUGAUCAUCUUCAACUCGAAUAACAAGUUGGUCCAGUAUUCAUCCCACAAUAUCGACUCAAUCUUGCUCCGAUACACCGAGAGAGACACAGACUGAUUUGAACCUCUUUCUACUUUUCUACUUUUUCUUCUUCUUUCUUUUCUUUCUCUAUCCAGUACAACGACUCUUGCGAGACAUAUACGAA